This is a messenger RNA of Carassius gibelio (silver crucian carp), 3728 nucleotides long. It is a transcript of the gene trpa1a, whose product is annotated as transient receptor potential cation channel, subfamily A, member 1a. Lineage: Eukaryota; Metazoa; Chordata; Actinopteri; Cypriniformes; Cyprinidae. The transcript is spliced from 26 exons. The record is from RefSeq and is a predicted model, not a curated record. Gene Ontology annotation, molecular function: monoatomic ion channel activity; protein binding. Gene Ontology annotation, cellular component: membrane. Gene Ontology annotation, biological process: transmembrane transport; monoatomic ion transport. The coding region runs from base 108 to 3551 and encodes 1147 amino acids.
UCUGAUGCUCUGAUCUGUUGAAACUUUUAUUUUUGAAAGGUUAAUAUGAUGGGACGUAUAACAAUAAAUGACCUUUUCUCUUGUUUUUUUCAUAGUUGACUUGCAGGAUGACUAAAGAAAGUGCAGAAAUGACAAACAUCUCCAAAGCUGAGUCGAAAUCUAGACAACAGUCAUUCGAUAGUGCAAUGGAUGGAGACGAGAGCAACCAGAUGUCUGCAAAUGUAUUGGAGUGGACUAAGCAAGGAAAUGUAGUCGCUCUGGAAAAGCACACCAGGUACCUGGACAUACGAGACAACACCGGUGCCAGCCCAAUGCACUACGCUGCAUCCAUGGGACACUUUCGCAUCAUCAGACUAAUAGUGCAGAUCACUGGACAGCAAGAGCUCAAUGCCAGGGAUGAGGAGGGGAACACACCUCUUCAUUGGGCUGUGCAGAAGGACCAGCCAGGAAGCUGCUCUCUGCUUCUGACUCUGGGAGCAGAUCCUAACAUCCUAAACAACAGCCAACAGUCACCGCUACAUAUGGCAGUCAGCAUGGGUAAAAAUUUCGUGUUAGAGCAACUUGUCUCGCAUAAACAAACCGAUGUGAACCUGGAAGGUGACAUGGGAAACACGCCUGUCAUUUUAGCUGCUUCUUUGGACAACCAUGAGGCUCUGGUCAUACUGUACAAACAUGGUGCCAAGUUCUGCCGUCAGAACAAGCUAGGUCAUUUUGCGAUUCAUGCUGCUGCUUUUGCUGGAGCUAAGAAAUCCAUGGAGGUCAUUCUUCUGAAAGGAGAAGAAGUUGGUCUGUCUAUUGACACCCAUGUGAACUAUGUGGAUAAAUCUUGCAGUAGUCCACUUCACCUGGCUGUACGUGGAGGAAAUCUUGACAUCAUUAAACUCUGCAUUGCAUAUGGAGCGAAAAUUGACCAGCAGCAGUGUGAUAAAUCCACUGCUCUCCACUUUGCAUGUAGUCAAGGCGCCAUUGAGGUUGUUAAAGUCAUGCUCUCGGCUUAUCAUAAAGUGUGCGAUCUUAUCAACAUCACUGAUGGGGCCAACCAGACACCUCUACAUAAAGCAGCCAUUUUUGAUCAUUUUGAACUCUCUGAGUACCUUAUAUCACAGGGUGCUGACAUUGAUUUUGUUGACUGCAAAGGCCAUUCUCCACUUCUUCUGGCAACAAGUUGCGGAGCAUGGAGAACUGUCAAUCUGCUCCUCUCCCAUGGAGCUGAUCUGAAGAAAAAAGACAAAUCUGGAUGCAACUUCUUGCAUCUGGCCAUCUUGCAGCCCAGGGGUCUGAAAAACCUGCCCACAGAGGUACUGCAGCACGAGAGUGUGAGAGAGCUUCUCAAUGAUGAGGAUACUGAGGGCUGUACUCCUCUCCAUUACGCCUGCAGACUGGGAAUACCAGAGUCUGUGAAGAACAUGCUGGGGUUAGAGGUCUCGCUGGAUCAGAAGUCCAAACAGAAGAAAUCUGCACUUCAUUUUGCGGCCGAAUAUGGGAGGAUUAACACAUGCCACAGGCUUUUGGAGAUGGUGACUGACACCAGACUGCUGAAUGAGGGGGAUGAGAAAGGACUGACCCCACUGCAUCUGGCAUCUCGCGGAGGUCACGUGAAAGUAGUCGAGCUUCUCCUACGCAGGGGGGCGCUGUUUCACAGUGACUAUAGAGGAUGGUCAUGCCUUCAUCAUGCUGCAUCUGAAGGAUACACACAGACCAUGGACACUUUGUUGACAUCUAACAUCAAACUUCUAAACAAGACUGAUGGAGAUGGGAACACAGCUUUGCAUCUGGCUGCUAGAGCAGGUCAUGUGGCAACAGUAAGACUGCUGUUAUACAGAGGGGCCAAGAUCCUCCUCAACAAGAAUGAUGCGUCUUUCUUGCAUGAGGCAGUACAUAACGGGAGGAAGGAGGUCACCAAUACUGUGAUCGAGAGUGACAGAUGUGUAGAGGCGAUGACAACGUACAAACCAAACUCAUCCAAACGUUGCAUUGUCAUGGACAUGAUUGAGUUUCUUCCAGACUCCUUUAAACAUCUUCUAGACUCCUGCAUAAAGGAAUCAGAGGAAGAUGUUAACAGCACCAAUUACUACAUUGAGUACAAUUUCAGGUGGCUUCAGCAUCCACUGCAAAACCUUAAAAAGACAGGCAUGAAAAAAGACAACACCUACAAACCUCUCAGUGCACUAAAUGUGGGUACUUUACAAAACCUAUGUUAUAGCUGUGUUAGUUGUGAAUGGCCACGUUCAGAAAAUGUGUCUCCGCUACAGGCUAUGGUGAAUUUUAACCGUGUCAGUUUGCUGACACAUCCGGUCUGCAAGAAAUAUUUGGAGAUGAAAUGGAAUGCCUAUGGGAUCAAAGCACAUCUGCUCAAUAUGACGGUGUAUGCGCUGGGGGUGUUUCCUCUAACGUAUCUCAUUGUGAACCUGAAGCCCACACUGGUCACUGCAAGAAAUGUCACAUCAGUCAACAUGGUCUGCACGUCCCUGUACAAGCAAUCCUAUGUAAUCACAGCAUGUAUGUUCCUGGUUCUUGCAAUGAAUAUGUAUGCAGUUGGGAAAGAGAUCCUGCAAAUAAUUCAACAGCGGGUGAAUUAUUUGCAGGAUCUGUCUAACUACAUGGACUGGGGCGCUGCGAUCUGUUCUCUGGUGUUUGUGGUGCCGCUGCUGCUGAACGUGAAGAGUUCCUGGCACUGGCAGGCUGGAGUACUGGCAGCUCUGGCCUCCUGGAUGAAUCUCCUCCUCUAUCUCCAGCGGUUUGAACGGAUCGGUAUUUAUGUGGUAAUGUUUCGGGAGAUCUCACGGACGCUCCUGAGCAUUAUUUUGCUGUUCUUUUACUUGAUAUUGGGAUUUGCAUUGGCCUUCUAUGCCUUGAUGAUCGAACAGCAACAUUUCGGGAGGAUUUUCCUGUCACUGCUGCAGACCUUCGUCAUGAUGGUGGGAGAAAUCAACUACCAGGACAAUUUCUUGAAACCCUUCCUGCAAGGAGACCUUCCUUUCCCCCUUUUGACAUUGGCAAUCUUCGUUUGGUUUGUCUUACUUGUGCCCAUUCUUCUCAUGAACCUUCUGAUUGGUUUGGCUGUCGGUGACAUAGCAGAGGUUCAGACAAAUGCAUGUUUGAAGAGGAUUGCAAUGCAGAUUGAACUUCACACUAAUCUAGAAGAGAGGCUUCCCUAUUGGUUUAUGAAACGGGUGGACCAGGUCACCGUCAGAGAAUUCCCAAACAAAUGCUUCAGUGGAAAGAAAAGAUGGUUUUUCUGUGGGAAUGAGGUGAGGAAGUCCAGGACCCGUCUCAGUCCUACAAUCUCCCAGUUAACUCCACUGGAACGGGAGCUAACCAAACAGAAAUACAGGAUGAGGGAGAUGUCAGAUUCCAUGGAAAAGCAACACAACCUGCUAAAGCUUAUAGUGCAGAAGAUGGAGAUCAGCUCUGAGGCAGAGGAACAUGACGGACCCCCAGUCUUUCAAGAACUGAGAGAGAAACUCCUCAGUAGGAGCAAAUGGGGUCCACUGCUCAGGGCAGUGACCGCCAGAAAGAAGGGAGUCUGCAAAUUCAUGAAAACGUCAUGAACAAGCCAUUGUUUGAACAGAGUCGUUAUAUUUACUCAUAAACUGUGAUGAUGUGGCUCAUAUUUCUCAGUGUGACCUUGCUUCUGUACAACUAACAACCAAGGCUGAAACCAAAUCCCAAGCAUCUAGCAUUGUGUCUAUAAGGAGUGUGUUAAAUGUUACAAGUUUGACCAUAAA